Phytophthora megakarya is the source of this 1890-nucleotide messenger RNA. The record is from the annotation of a GenBank genome assembly. Lineage: Eukaryota; Oomycota; Peronosporomycetes; Peronosporales; Peronosporaceae.
AUGGAGUUGGAGAACCCUCCGACUAAUGCGUCGGAGUUGACCUCGCUUCCAGUCAUGAGCUGGAAGCGCUUCGCAAAGGAUCUGUACGAUGGACGCAUCGAACAGCUAUGCAUUCUUUCGGAACGCGAAAGAAUGACAAGCGAAGCGGAAGUGUUGAGACAACUCAUCGCAGGAAGCGCCACUGAGAGCGAGGAUACUCUCAGUGAUAUGACCAAGAAGGAGCGCUUCGAGGAAAAAAGUUGGGACUCACUGAAGUCGAGUCCCUAUUACGAGAUUCUGCGAGAGCACAAGGACGUCCUCCCGGUCGAGAUCCCUGCGGAGCUUCCGCGGAACAAGGGAAUACAGAACCAGAUUGAUCUCGUGCCGGGAUCAAAGUAUUGUGUGACGCGGCAGUGGCCACUGCCGCGGGAGCAAGUGAAGGCAAUCGACGACUUCUUCGAAAGUCGUCGCAAGGCAGGACAAGUGCGGGAAUCGAAGUCCCCGCACAGCGCACCAACGUUCUGUGUCAAGAAGUCACAGGCUGGCUGGCGCAUCGUUAAUGCGUACAACAAGCUGAACGAUGCGACGAUACCGGCGCAGACACCGAUACUUCGAAAAGAUGUCAUCAUCGAUUCGAUGUCCAAGAGCACGAUCUACAGUGCUCUUGAUCUGAGAGACGGAUUCUAUCAGAUCCUGAUGCGUGAGAGUGAUAUUCCUCUCACGGCGGUAAGCACCCCAAGCGGUAUGCUUUGGGAGUGGCUAGUAAUGCCGCAAGGACUGAAGAACGCCCCUGCGACCUUCAAUAGAUGCGUCACGCAUCUAUUGCGCUCGCCGGCUCUGAACGACAAGACGGACAUAGAGAUGCACAAGGAGCAUCUCCGACAUCUGCUUGGGUUCAUGCACAAGCUCUAUGCGAACCUGAACAAGUGCAUCUUCGGUGCAAGCGAGAUACCCGUGCUAGGGUGUCUCGUUGGGAAGAACGGCGUACGCCCUGACUCCGAGAAGGUCAGAGUGAUCAAUGAAUGGCCUACGCCAUCCAACGUGAAGGAACUGCGGCAAUUCCUUGGCCUUGCCACGUACUUGUGCAAGUACGUGGAAAACUACGCAGGCAAGAUUCGCCCGCUGUCGCAGCUCCUGAAGAAGGAAGCUGCGUGGAUAUGGACUGCUGAGUGUCAGCAGGCAUUCGAUGCAGUCAAGCAAUGCUUGACUGAAGCGCCGAGCUUUGCGGUGGCUAACCAAGAUCGUCCCUUUCACGUAGUGUGUGACGCAUCCGACUUUGCGAUCGGAUGUGCGUUAAUGCAACUCGAUCACGAGGGCCGGGAUCGAGCCGUCUAUUAUCAGUCGCGUCAGCUGAAGCCAACUGAGCGAAACUACCCAGUGCAUGAAAAGGAACUCCUUGCCAUGAAGUAUGCACUCGCAAAGUUCCGAGUGUACUUGCUCGGCAACACGCCGUUCGUGGUCUAUACGGACCACGCGUCGUUGCGGACGGCUGUGAAGUCUCCGCACAUCUCGUAUGGCGAGAUGGUUGUCCUUCUUUGCGGACCGACAUCAACUGAGUUGAUGUCGGAGUGUUGGGAGUUCAUCCCGAUGGACUUCGUGUUUGGUCUUCCGCGCGAUUCCAGGCGGAAGACUGGUAUUGUGGUCUUUGUGGACCGCUUCAGCAAGAUGGUGCAUCUCGCUGCUGUCGCAGCGGAGGUGACCUCCGUACAGACGGCACGUCUGUUCGUAGACACAGUGUUUGAACACCAUGACAUGCCCACCGACUUUGUGUCGGACCGAGACCAACGCUUCAAGGCGCGUUUCUGGCAAGAAGUGUUCACACUUCUUGGAACACGGUUCUCCAUGUCGACUGCGGAUCAUCCGCAGACGGACGGGCAAACCGAGCGCGUGAAUCGCGUGCUCGUAGACUAA